Molecule: messenger RNA, 288 nt
Organism: Metarhizium acridum CQMa 102
Lineage: Eukaryota; Fungi; Ascomycota; Sordariomycetes; Hypocreales; Clavicipitaceae
Source: RefSeq, a predicted model, not a curated record
AUGAUUGCCGAAGCCACCAAAAUGGGCUUGGUCACCACGCCUUACCGGUUCAAUGCCGACGACGCCAUCGCCAUGACCCAGACGGGAGCGGAUACUCUCGUCGCGUACAUGGAAUUAACGACCUCAGGAAAGAUUGGGGCGAGAACAGCAAAGACUCUCGAGGCAUGCGUUGACGAGAUUCAAGAGAUACGGGACGCGGCGGUUGCAAUCAGAGAGGACGUCAUCGUCUUGUGCCAUGGUGGUCCCAUCGCCAGGCCGAGGAUGCGCAGUACAUUCUCAAAAGCGUAA